This is a messenger RNA of Lotus japonicus, 773 nucleotides long. RefSeq lists its product as uncharacterized. Bases 68 to 751 code for a protein of 227 amino acids. The record is from RefSeq and is a predicted model, not a curated record. NCBI's taxonomy places the organism in Eukaryota, Viridiplantae, Streptophyta, Magnoliopsida, Fabales, Fabaceae. The transcript has a single exon.
GAACCUUAAACUACCCAUUUGCUGUAUACUAUCAUCCUGCGCAGCAUUAAUCUAUCACUGGACAAAAAUGUCUCCCAUAAUUUAUUUGAUGUUCCUAGUUAUCAUAGCAAGUUCUGGUUCUCCAAUACAUGCUGUUCAAUACCAAGUCACCAACAGGGCCACAGGCACACCAGGAGGCACUAGAUUUGAGAAUGAGAUUGGCAUCCCUUUCACCCAGCAAACCAUCCAACUCGCCUCUCAGUUCAUUUUGCAAACCUUCAAACAAAUUGAUCAAUUUGGUGGUAAAAACAUUGAGCAUGUCAGUGUGAUUGUGACAGCCUUAAAUGGGAAUUCUGCAGCCAUUACCAGUGACAACAACAUUUUCCUCGACUCAAAUUACAUAGAAGGUUUUAGCGGCGAUGUGAGGAAUGAGGUAAUUGGGAUCUUGUACCACGAAGCGACGCACAUUUGGCAGUGGUUUGGGAACAAAGAGGCUCCUAGAGGACUCACUGAAGGUGUUGCUGAUUUUAUGAGGUUGAAGGCUGGGUUUGCGCCGCCUCAUUGGGUUCCGAGAGGGACAGGUAGUGGAUGGGAUGAAGGGUAUGUUGUUACAGCUUAUUUUCUGGACUACUGUAAUGGGCUUAGAGAUGGGUUUGUGGCUAUGCUCAAUGCUAUGAUGAAGGAUCAUUACAGUGAUGAUUUCUUUGUGAAAUUGUUGGGCAAGAGUGUUGAUCAGCUUUGGAGUGACUAUAAAUCAGUGUUUGGGAAUUGAUAUAUAUAUACUAAUUGUGUUA